CUGGGGUUUCCAUAUAAACUAUAGAUUUUUUUAUAGAGCUUGUGGAUGUCUGGUGAAGACGUGCAGCUAAGCUUCCCUGAGCUUAUCCGCAAAAAGAGGGAUGGGGAGCAAUUGAGUGAGGAAGAGCUACAUUUCUUUAUCUGCGCUGUCAAAGAGAGGACCAUUCAGGACUGCCAGAUUGGAGCCAUGCUGAUGGCCAUCUGGCAACAAGGGAUGGUGCCCAAAGAGACCCUGGUGCUGACCAGGGAGAUGAUGCAGUCUGGAGAGCUCCUGCAUUGGCCAGAGGAGUGGCGUGGAAUGGUGGUUGACAAGCACUCAACAGGAGGGGUUGGUGACAAGGUCAGCCUCCCUCUGGCACCAGCACUGGCAGCCUGUGGAUGUAAGAUACCCAUGAUCAGUGGCCGAGGACUAGCUCACACUGGAGGGACACUGGAUAAGCUGGAGUCGGUGCCAGGGUUUAACAUUCAUCAGAGACCUGAACAGAUAAAAAGGAUUUUAGACAAUAUUGGUUGCUGUAUAAUUGGGCAGUCUGAGACCCUGGUACCAGCUGACAAGGUCCUGUAUGCCAUUAGAGAUGCAACCUCAACUGUUGACAGUAUUCCGUUAAUCACAGGUUCAGUCAUUUCAAAGAAAGGAGCCGAGUCGCUUUUCGCUCUGGUUCUGGAUGUGAAGUAUGGAAAGGCUUCUCUUUACAAGGACAUUAAUAGUGCCAGGAAACUGGCAGAGUCACUGGUGACUGUUGGGAACAACCUUGGCAUUUGCACUGGAGCUGUGCUCAGCAGGAUGGAUAAUCCGAUUGGACAGUGCAUUGGGAACUCCCUGGAGGUGAUGGAGGCCAUUGAGUGCCUAAAGGGACGGGGACCGUCUGACCUGAAGGAGCUUGUCAUGGUUCUAGGUGGGUACUUGCUCUGGAUGUGUGGUAAGUCAGAUACCUUGGACUCAGGGAAGAGGCAUAUUGGGAAGACCCUGGACAAUGGAGAAGCAUUAGUGAAAUUUCAAGCCAUGCUGGAGGCACAGGGGGUAGAGCCCGACACAGCUCACUUGCUUUGCUCUGGCGACCAGGAUUACUUCAAGGUCCUCAGACGUGCCCAGAAUCAAGUAGAGCUUGAGGCUGAGAGUGAAGGCACUGUGCUGGAAAUUAAUGGCAUGCUCUUAGCUGAAGUUUUAAAUGUGCUGGGAGCAGGUCGCACGCAAGUUGGAGCCCAAAUCAACCACAGCAUUGGAGCUGAACUGUUAGUUACAGUGGGGCGACAGGUGAAUAAAGGUGAUCCCUGGAUCAGAAUUCACUUUGAGACUCCGGCCCUGACACAGGAUCAGAAAGUUUGCCUGCAGGGGGCUCUUGUCAUUGGGAGCAGCAGUGAAGUCAAUGACAGCCCACUGGUGUCAGAGUUCAUUCUACCCAAGUGAAGCACUGCAGCAUUCUAAGAGGCUAAUACAGAACAACACACAAGGUGCUUGCAAGUGGAUAAAAACGACUCCAUACGCUGGUACUAUCAAUUAUUUUAAUCACAUAGAAAUACUGAGUUUAAGCCUUUAAUUGCUUUUUGCAAAGAAAAGAAAGGCUGACUCAUACCAACACAACAAAGUAACAGGUAGAUUUUCCUUACAGCCACACAUAUGUAACAUGUUCUAUUUAACCAUAUAAUGCCCAUUUCUGCAUCACAUCUGAUACAAUGCUCAGCUACCCUUCCAUAUCAUUAUGUUAAAUCCCACCUUACAAGCCAGAAUCUUUCAUAUACAGUACUUUGUGUUGUGAAGAUGAUGUGUUUUCUACAAGACACGGAAUGUAGUUACAUAAAUAAAGCAGCUUUUCUCAUUUCGGUAGUAAAUCUAGAGUAACAUCUAUUGGGAUUUUUUUUUUUUGGCUGAAAAGUUAACCCAGCAACACAACAACCGACAACACAAAGUUCACUACUAGCCAGUGUAAGUUAGUAUUGUGUCUAACAGCAAAGACAUCUCUUGUUUUUUAAUAGAAGGUAUUGAUUAUGAGCAUGUUAACUCUACUAGUUUUUGUGUUUACAUCUUGUGAGAGAAUUAUAUUUUGUAUCAGAAUGUUGUAUGGAGAAGAUUAGGCUUGUGGUGCUUUGUAUAGCCAUAUCCCUGACAGCUCCAUUGCCAACCAAAAUUUACAGCUGAAAAUUGUGGUGGGAAAAUUACAAUGUUGCUACUGCUAUGAUUGUUUAGGGUUUCCAUGCUCAGGUUUAAAUGCUAUUGCUGG
This is a messenger RNA of Polyodon spathula (Mississippi paddlefish), 2218 nucleotides long. Its product is annotated as thymidine phosphorylase. The transcript has 10 exons. NCBI's taxonomy places the organism in Eukaryota, Metazoa, Chordata, Actinopteri, Acipenseriformes, Polyodontidae. Gene Ontology annotation, biological process: pyrimidine nucleobase metabolic process; pyrimidine nucleoside metabolic process. The record is from RefSeq and is a predicted model, not a curated record. Gene Ontology annotation, molecular function: pyrimidine-nucleoside phosphorylase activity; 1,4-alpha-oligoglucan phosphorylase activity. Gene Ontology annotation, cellular component: cytosol. The coding region runs from base 46 to 1407 and encodes 453 amino acids.